UAAUGUCAAGAAACUCAUUCUUCCUGUCUCUGACCUGAACUCUUCUUCUCUGCAGGAAGUGACUGCAGCUGUAACAUGACCAACAGCCGCUGUGACGAGACAGGAGUGUGCAGAUGUGACCCUGGUUGGGACGGUCAGCACUGUGACCUCUGCGUGCCAAUGCCUGGCUGUCUGCACGGUUCCUGUCAGCAACCAUGGCAGUGCAGCUGUGAGCCAGGCUGGGGGGGCCGAUUCUGUGACAAAGACCUGUUCGUGUGCUCACAGCAGCAGCCCUGUCAGAAUGGAGCCACCUGUGUGAUGGAGGACAGUGGUGAAUACAUGUGUCUGUGUCCUGAGGGUUUCCAUGGCAGAGACUGUCAUCUGAAGACCGGACCCUGCCAUCAGAGGAGGUCUCCAUGUAAAAAUGGCGGUCUGUGUGAGGAUGCAGAUGGCUUUGCAGAGAAGUUAAUGUGUCGCUGCCUGGCCGGCUUCACGGGAGCGCACUGUGAGAUAGACGUGGAUGACUGUCAGAUGAAGCCAUGUGCCAAUGGCGCAACUUGCCUGGAUGGUGUCAACCGCUUCUCGUGCCUCUGCCCGGCUGGCCUCACUGGGCGGUUUUGCACGGUCAACCUGGACGACUGUGCCAGCCGGCCAUGCCUCAAUGACGGCCGCUGCUUGGAUCUUGCCGGAGGCUUUCAUUGCAUUUGCAAGCCGGGCUACAUCGGCACCACCUGUGAAACUGUGCUGAUAAGACACAACGACCAAGAGCCUGGCUGGACGACGGUCGGCUGGGAAGGAGGUGGGGUCAGACCUCAGCUGACCACUGGGGAGAGAAACCAGAGGAGCAGCAUCACCAACAGUAAUGACAGCAGUCCUCAAGGCGACAGGCUGCUAAAGGUGACAGUGAGCGAGCGCGGCGCUGCUGGCCUGUCGGAGGUGCAGCUCAUCAUCCUGCUGGUGCUGGCUGGGAUGACACUCGGGGUGGUGGUGCUGACCGCCACCCUUGUACUGCAGGGUCACUGCAGGGAUUGUAGCCACGCCCUCUGCCAGUCUCUGACAUUAUCAUCAUCAACAUCAUCAUCACAACAGGGAGGAAAGACAAAGUGCCGGCAAACAGGACAGAUGAGCAUGAAUGUCAGAUUAGCUUCCUGAAUGUAUCAGAACAGGAGAAGAAGAAACUGAAUACUGAAGUGGUAUAGACUGAGCGGGUGUAACACCCAUGGAACAAAAACAGAGAGAGACAGAGAGAGAGACACUGGUGGCUAGGCUCUCUCACACAGCACUGCAGAGUCAAAGGACAGAGGAACCUGGGUCUGAACUGGGUCCACCAACAGGAUGAGUUUUUAGUCUCAAACUGUGAACCUGUAGGAACCACAUUACCUGGUGCCUACAUCACCAACAAUGAACCCCAGCAUGUUCAGUUGUGUAUCAGUUGGGGUGUUGGAUUUUUAUCCUGGAGCAUGUAGCCUGCCGUAGAGAUGAGCAGCGGUCUACAGAGGUCUGGAAAGAUACAGUAAGUUUAAAAACUUAAGUCUUGGGUCACAAAAAAACACUGAGUGACAUCACUUAAGGGCUUUUAUUGGACUUCAAACAGAAUACUCUGAAGACACUUAAUGCUAGGAGUUGUUCCUUUCACCUGCUAACCCUGAGGAACACCUGCAGAUGUGUUAAAACGAGAUGUCAUUUACCCAGGUUUGAUGUUUUGAAUGAACACAGAUCAGAUUUUUAAUCUAAAAAACAGGACGAGAUGUACAAAACAAUAUACAGUACACACUAUUUGUGUUAUUUAAAGCUCCUGGGAGGAGUUUUUUUUUGCUGGUUUUGAAACAGACUGUUAUUAAUUCUGAUCUAUAGAGCUACAAAAACAAACAAAACCAUCAGUGACAAAUCUGUUUAUUUCUAUAAAUGUAUCUUUAAUGUCUGAAACCUUUGGAGAAGGGUAGGUGUCAGAUGAAAAGAUCAGCCCUGUUUUACAUUUUCCAUGGCAAAGAUUCAUGAAGAGAGAUAUGUUUGACAUUUAAAAGACGUUUUUAUUCAAAAACACGACUACAGGACAUAAUAAGCAAAGAUAUAAGAGCUGCAGCUUUGUGCACAGAGGACCUGAAAAAACAACACAGUGAAAAGUUCCUCACAGGACAUUUAUACUUUUUUUAAUCAACCCUGCUAAAUAGGUGGUUAAUGGACGUGGACUUGUAAAGUGCUCCCCUACCUUUUUUAGUCUUCUAACUAGUCAGUGCUUUUGAAACUACAUGUCACUUUCACCCAUUCACAGCACAUUCACACACUGAUGGCAGAGGCUGAUACAUAUUAACUUCUGAUGAAGUGACUAUCCCACUGAGCCACAGACAAUGCAUCCUUAUGCAUUGUGUAAACUUGAAAAAAUUACUUAUUAAUAUAUUAUUACAAAAUAAAUUGGGACUAAGUCCAAAUGGUAGAAAAGGUUUCAGGCACAUCAUGUAUUGGUGAUUUGAUCAACAGUCCCUAUUAAGGUCCAUAGCUCAGUAAUCCAGAGUCAAGAAUGCAUUCAUUUGAAUGAAAAUAAAUAAAAACAGGUUUAAUGUAUUAACUGGGAAUCUUAAAAGAUGUACAAAGAUGGAUUUUGUUCACUUUGAUUUGCGGCAGACCAGCUGUUUCACCCUGUUUUCUCUCUUCAUCAUAAGCUUAGCCUAAAUAGCUCCUGGUUGAGUUUCUUACUCAUAUAACAGAAAAAGAGUUGUGUAGAUUUUAACUUUUGAAACUCUAAGACAGGAAGAGAAAAAGAGUAUUACUGUGAAUGUUGAACACUUCCUUAAGAGCCUUCCAACAAAAGAAGACACACUCAAUGGAAAGACCCAGCACUAACACUUAUGAUCUCAGAGGUGUUUGCUGUCCACGUAGUAAAGACAGAUUAUCUGUCAGGAAGAAGUUCAAUGUUGAUGUGACGACAAACAAUGUUUGUCUCUGGUGGUGUUUUGUUUGUUCUCUGGGGAAUCUGAUGAGAAAACUACAAUCACAGAAAAUCAGAGUAGACAUAAAACACACAUAAAAGCAAACCAAGUAACAUGUUAAAGCGCUCAGCUCUGUUACAUUUCAACCACACAUUCAGCUUGGACAGAAACUGGGGAAGAAUGUAACAACAGAAAUAAUCUAUUGUGUUUCAGCACAUCAACUCAUCUUUAAAUAAUGGAGUGAUUGAGACUUUAGACUUUUUUAUAUGAAACUUGAUGUGCCAAUAUAAUUGACAUAUAUAUGUACUAUAUAUGUCAUGUAAAAGUAAAAAAAACUUGUGGUCAGAAAAAAUAAGAACAAAUGUGAUAUUAAAAAUGUAUUUUCCUUUUAUCGCACUGUUUUUAUUCAACAUACCAUAAUUAUUAAACAUAACAUAAUUGGUAUACGUUUACUUCAACAGUACCCAGAUAUCAACUUUUAUAUGAAUAUCCUGUCCUCAGGAAAUGUGAGCUCAGAGCAAACAUGUCGUUUUUAUACCGUGUCUUAUAUGUGGGUGAAUUCCUCUGUGUUCUUAACUAUCAUGUGUUAAACAGAAACCCUGUGUCCCCUUGCAGCUUUAAAGCUAAUUUAUUGCCGUAAUUUAUCAGUGGUGUAUGAGUGUGUUGUUCUAUGCUGAGAGUCAGAGGUUUUUAUUAAAAACUGUGUGCAAUAAAGUUGUGAAUGACAAGCUCUGAA
Molecule: messenger RNA, 3642 nt
Organism: Labrus bergylta (ballan wrasse)
Lineage: Eukaryota; Metazoa; Chordata; Actinopteri; Labriformes; Labridae
Source: RefSeq, a predicted model, not a curated record